Hemibagrus wyckioides is the source of this 1120-nucleotide messenger RNA. Its product is annotated as polyadenylate-binding protein 3-like. Bases 1 to 1068 code for a protein of 355 amino acids. The record is from RefSeq and is a predicted model, not a curated record. NCBI's taxonomy places the organism in Eukaryota, Metazoa, Chordata, Actinopteri, Siluriformes, Bagridae. Gene Ontology annotation, cellular component: ribonucleoprotein complex; nucleus; cytosol. Gene Ontology annotation, molecular function: mRNA 3'-UTR binding; poly(U) RNA binding; poly(A) binding. The transcript is spliced from 7 exons.
AUGGCUGCACUGUUUGUUAAAGAUCUUCACCCUGAAGUAUCUGAGGUGAUACUUUCGAGUAGAUUCAGACCUGCAGGACACGUCCAGUCUGUCCACAUUUGCAGGGACAGGAAGACCGGCUCUCCUCUCGGAUAUGCGUACGUCAACUUUCGCUAUCGAGAUGACGCUGAGAGAGCCAUCAACAUGUUCAAUUUUGAACUGCUCCUGGGGAGACCCAUGCGCGUCAUGUGGUCUCACUGGGAACCCACCGCCAAGCCCAUCAAGGGAGGAAACAUUUUCAUUAAGAACCUUGAUUGGUCCAUUGACUGCACCUCCCUCUUCGACACUUUCUCUGUGUUUGGGAGGAUCGUGUCGUGCAAGGUUGUGGAAUCAAAACGUUACGGGUACGUUCAGUACGAGUCAGCGGAGGCGGCGGCGCUGGCCAUCGAACGGCUGAACGGGAAACUCCUGAACGACCGCCAAGUCACCAUCGAGUACUUCAGGUCUUGGGAGGAGCGCAAGGUGGAGGUGCGCAGGGCCGAGAAGCCCAAGCUGGAGGCACGCAGGGCCGAGGAGCCCAAGGUGGAGGCGCGCAUGGCCGAGGAGCCCAAGUGGGAGGUGUGCAGGGCCGAGGAGGCCACGGCAGAGGUGUGCAGGGCCGAGAAGCCCAAGGCAGAGGUGCGCAGGGCCGAGAAGCCCAAGGCAGAGGUGCGCAGGGCCAGGGAGGCCAAGGCGGAUGUGUGCAAGGCCGAGGAGCCCAAGGCGGAGUUGCACAGGGCCGAGGAGCCCAAGCCCAAGGCCGAGGAGCCCAAGGCGAAGGUUUGCAAGGCCGAGGAGCCCAAGGUGGAGGCGCGCGGGGCCGAGGAGCCCAAGGUGGAGGCAUGCAGGGCCAAGGAGCCCAAGGUGGAGGUAGCCGUGGAGACAGCUGUCUCAGAAAUCAGAGUUCCGGUUCCACUUCAGGUGGAUAAAAUGGACGCCUUACUGCAGGCAAGAGAAGCUGGUGUCAUUCCGGAAAUCCUGAAGAGGACUUUUACAGAUGGAAAGAAGAAGAGAAAGAAGAAGAAGAAGAAGAAUAAGAGGAAAUAUUAAUGAACCCCAUCAUUCUUCUUCUUCUUUUUAUUAUUAUUAUUGUAAUUUUUUU